This is a messenger RNA of Penicillium brevicompactum, 939 nucleotides long. RefSeq lists its product as uncharacterized. Bases 1 to 939 code for a protein of 312 amino acids. The transcript is spliced from 3 exons. NCBI's taxonomy places the organism in Eukaryota, Fungi, Ascomycota, Eurotiomycetes, Eurotiales, Aspergillaceae. The record is from RefSeq and is a predicted model, not a curated record.
AUGAUUUCGGACCCCGAACCAGUUGCUAUUCCCAAGUCGUAUGAGUCUGUUUCUUUGACUCAUGUCAAAGUAUCACACCAUCCCUUCGGGGCUUCGGGAGCCACGCCUGUAAUUGUGGUGACGCUUAACCGCCCAGACAAACACAAUGCGUUCACUUUGGAGAUGAUGCACGCCUUUGAGAAGCUAUAUGGAAUGUUUGAUGUCGACGAGCGCGUGAAAGUCGUUGUUCUUACAGGCGCUGGCAAGAUGUUCUGUGCAGGUGCCGAUCUAGAGCGCGGUUUCAAAGGCCUGGAGAAAGAGAGAAACAAAGACCACCGUGAUAGCGGUGGCCGUCUCACUCUAGCCAUCCACCGUUGCCGCAAGCCUACCAUUGCUGCCCUUCAAGGUUCAGCAGUUGGGCUAGGUAUGACGAUGACUUUGCCAGCGGCCAUACGAAUUGGGUGCCAGAAGGCAAAGUACGGAUUUGUUUUUCCGCGGCGAGGCCUCACAAUGGAAUCUAGCUCUUCUUUCUUUCUUCCUCGAUUGAUUGGGUACUCAAAUGCGCUCUAUCUACUAACUACCGGCGCCACAUUUGCACCAAGCUCACCUCACUUCGGAUCCCUGUUCCAGGAGACUUACCCCGAUUCCGAACAGGUAGUAUCCAGAGCCCUGGAGCUUGCAACGGAGAUCGCUCACAAUGUCAGCCCUAUGGCGUCUUACCUCUCCCGGGAGCUAAUGUGGCGAAACCCGGGAACGGCAGAGGAAACCCAUCUCGUUGAUUCCGCGGUGUUGUAUCACAUGUUCAGUGGGAAGGAUUCCAUGGAAGGCGUUAAGGCAUUUUUCGAAAAACGACAACCAAGCUUCAAAGCAACCUUGGAGAAUGAUGCUCCACCGAGCUUUCCAUGGUGGUCGGAAAUCGAUGUUGGGAGGAAGCCGAAGGCAGGCAAGCCUAAGCUAUGA